UGCGGCAGCCUUCAACGUCUUCGCGGUUGUGUUUACGUUUCCAUGGAGAGCAGUCACACACACACACACACACACGCGGGCGCGCGCACCUUUAUCGUAAAUAGAUAGAUCCGUUCAUUUGAGCUGGCGCUAUCAGCGGGAUACCAGCCAAGGAAGGACUAACGACCCUACAUGAAUCUGCUGACCCCACUCUGUGAUUUUUACACGGACUAAGACUUUGUGGAUCUUGCCUUUUCACAUGGAUCGGUUGAUGCAAAAUGAGCUUUAAACUCCCAGGAUCGGCUGACAAAGACAAACACUGGCCAGCUGGCGAUAUUUUCUUUUGGGAAAGAAGACGUGAAUUCUGGCCGGCGAAGCAAAGACAGAACAACACUUCAAGUUAAGGGCAGACGAAGAAGGAUAUUUUGAUCAGUGAAUCAGCUGUGUGUUUCUACAGCCCAUCUCAGAGAGGACUAAAGUUAAGAAGCUCAUGAAACCACUUUGAGAAAUGAUGAAUCGCUACACCACCCUGAAGCAGCUGGGUGACGGCACCUACGGCAGCGUGCUGAUGGGAAGAAACAACGAGUCUGGAGAGCUUGUAGCUAUCAAAAGAAUGAAGAGGAAGUUUUAUUCAUGGGAGGAAUGUAUGAACCUAAGAGAAGUGAAGUCUCUGAAGAAGCUGAACCACGCAAACGUGGUGAAACUAAAAGAAGUUAUUAGAGAGAACGAUCAUCUCUACUUUGUCUUUGAGUACAUGAAGGAGAAUCUAUACCAGCUCAUGAAGGACAGAGAGAAUAAGAUGUUCUCAGAGAAUGAAAUUAGGAACAUCCUGUUUCAAGUGCUAUCUGGGUUGGCGUUUGUACAUAAACAUGGUUUCUUCCAUCGAGACAUGAAGCCAGAGAAUUUGUUGUGCAUGGGUCCAGAACUGGUCAAAAUAGCAGAUUUUGGACUGGCCAGAGAGAUCCGCUCGAAACCUCCCUACACAGACUAUGUAUCAACCAGAUGGUACCGAGCUCCAGAGGUCCUGCUCAAGUCAUCUAGCUACAGCUCUCCUAUUGACUUGUGGGCUGUAGGCUGCAUCAUGGCUGAACUAUACACGCUCAGACCCCUUUUCCCCGGGAGCAGUGAAGUAGAUGAGAUAUUUAAGGUCUGCCAAGUCCUGGGCACUGUCAAAAAGACAGAUUGGGCAGAAGGCCACCAGCUAGCAGCUGCCAUGAACUUUCGAUUUCCUCAGUGUGUGCCGACACACCUGAAGACCCUUAUUCCAAAUGCCAGCAAUGAGGCUAUUGCCCUGAUGAAGGACCUGCUGCAGUGGGACCCCAGAAAAAGGCCCACUGCUGCACAGGCUCUGCGCUAUCCUUACUUCCAGGUGGGCCAGGUCUUGGGGCCACAUCCUCAGAGCCAGGAGGUCAAGAAGGUCCAGAACAGGCCGCUGGCUCAGAAACAGGCCUCUGAAUCCAAGGUUGACCCACAGCAGUCUUCCUCUGAGUCUAAAGCCUCCACAACCUCCUCCAGAAACCAUCAGCAGCCACUUCAGCAGAUCCCCCUACCCCAGGCUGAGAGUAAACCAGAAGGCCUCAGCCAUGCAAAGGCUCUGAGCAGUGAGAACAAUGCUGGUGGUGUUGGGAUGGUGAAGAGCGGUCGCCGUCGCUGGGGCCAGACAGUGGCCAAGACCUCAGACAGCUGGGAGGAAUCUGACUGUUCAGAAACUGCCGCCUCCAACUCCAAGAAGCCCAGCCUGGUGAAUGCAGAGGAGGAGAAGAGCCCCAAGGACCAGUGUCCACAACACAAGGAGCAGAAACCUCUAUAUUCCUUCAGCACAGUUACCAAGCUACCAAACAAUGUAAAGACUGGCCAAAUGGACUCCAAUCUCCCAGGAUCUGCAGCACGCCAGCACUAUCUCAGGCAGUCCAGAUACUUGCCGGGCUUGAUCGGCAAGAAUCAGACUUCCUCUGGAGACAAGGGGCUGAAUGGUAUGACGCUGCGGGACCUGUGGGAGAACUCCUCAAACACUGUAAAUAAGCCACUCGGUCCAGUUGGGGGAGGAUUAUCGGUCACCAGGGCCAACGCAGAAGAGACUGCUGCAAAGUCUUUGGAUAGCCCACCAGAGAAAACUGUUGUCAAAGAAAGAAUACUGGAGAAAAUUGAUCUCUCCAAAGGGAACUUUGUGAGCACCAAGUACAACCUCUCCGGCGGUUACAUCUCUUCAUUUCAAAAGAAAGAGGUGGGCUCAGUGGGACAGAGAAUCCAGCUUGCCCCUUUGGCUGGCCAGCAUACAAUACAUUUUUCUUCUUCUCCCGAUAAUAAAAAAGACACCCCAAAAUCUGCAAAGCUCAAGCCCAUAUCCAACUCAUCAUUAAGAGAAACUGGUGAAGAUUACGAGGGCUGGAGAAAGAAGACGGACAGCACUCAGUUGAAGGGCAGCAGCUAUUCGGCACUGGGGAAAACCUCUGGAAACCUCCUGACCAGAGCUCCUGCUGUGCAGCCCGUCCACGGGAGGGUUGAUUGGACAUCCAAGUAUGGUGGAAACCGGUAGUUUGGGAAAGAACGUGCUACAGCUUCUCCUGCUCGUUAGGCUUUGGAUGAGAAAAUUAAACAAGGGUUGUUUGAAUGAAAUUACAUGAAGAGAUGCUCAGCACAGCCCACGUGCUUCGUCAUGUUUAUACAAGUAGGACCAACUUUACAUGCGUUGAAUCUCUGUGUUCUGGAGAUGAUGGUUGCCAUGAUGCUUAAACAGGACUGGUUCUGUCCUCAAGACAGUCCCACUUUGUCCCCUGCAGGAUCCAGUGUGAGCCAAUUUCUCUGUUAUUGCUUGGAUUUUUUCAAUAGGAAUGUAGCUCAGCAUUUCAACUUUUUUUUUUAAUUUUACCCCAAGUAUAGUUUCAUGUAACAAAGUCCUCAAUGGUUCUUGCAGUGUUACAUCCUCUGUUUUUGGUCAGCAUAUUGUAGGGGACACACACUAAAAAAAAAAAAACUUAAUUUUCAUAAGAAUGACUGAAAUUGUAAGAGAACUGCAACCGCUUUGUAAUAUCCAGCGAAUAAACUGAAUUUUUUUUUGUAAUCAUUUUUAUACAAAUAAAUAUAUGAAAGUUGAA
Archocentrus centrarchus (flier cichlid) is the source of this 3074-nucleotide messenger RNA. RefSeq names its product male germ cell-associated kinase (gene mak). The record is from RefSeq and is a predicted model, not a curated record. Gene Ontology annotation, biological process: protein phosphorylation. The coding region runs from base 488 to 2515 and encodes 675 amino acids. Gene Ontology annotation, molecular function: ATP binding; protein kinase activity. The transcript is spliced from 17 exons. NCBI's taxonomy places the organism in Eukaryota, Metazoa, Chordata, Actinopteri, Cichliformes, Cichlidae.